AUGGUAAGACUGAGGGCUGUGAAACAAUCGGAAAACUUCAUAUCAUUCAUCAUCAACAGUCUUAUUGCCAGUCGUCUGCCCUCUAGCAAAGCAAGCCCUGGGAAGCAACUCAGGGCAGAAACACAACCAAACAAGGAAUUGUCUGCGAUGUUGAAAGACAUCCAGGAAGAGGCCAAGACACUCGACUUGCUCAUUAAUGUCAUUGGCUGUUUCCUUCCACCUCAGACCAAAGAGGUUGUACAUAAUUCUGAUCAUCACUUCGUGAACCCAAUCACUAAAUUCAAUGUCAGUGCUCAACUCUCCAUCCUUCUUGCCCUCAUCUGCUAUGCCAUUGUUGGCAUCAGCAAUGAUGCUGUCAAUCUGAUCCUUGCAUUUGUUAAUGCAAUCAUACAAAGCACUAUGGCCCUUUAUUCACACAGCACGUGGGCCAAUCCUAUGCAGGAGUAUCUACUUCAGCAGCUACCCACAUCACUCAAGCCUGUGCUUUGCCAGUUCAAAAUACAUCCCAUGGUGAAGCUUCCUAUCCAGAGGUCUGUCAAGGAUAUAUCUACCCUCAGCAAGGUGAACAUCAUGCCUGUGCAACACCAAUUCUAG
Messenger RNA from Mycena citricolor, 594 nucleotides. Lineage: Eukaryota; Fungi; Basidiomycota; Agaricomycetes; Agaricales; Mycenaceae. The record is from the annotation of a GenBank genome assembly.